Molecule: messenger RNA, 6938 nt
Organism: Octopus sinensis (East Asian common octopus)
Lineage: Eukaryota; Metazoa; Mollusca; Cephalopoda; Octopoda; Octopodidae
Product: tyrosine-protein phosphatase non-receptor type 13
Exons: 21
Coding region: 166-3888 (1240 amino acids)
Biological process (GO): protein dephosphorylation
Cellular component (GO): cytoskeleton
Molecular function (GO): protein binding; protein tyrosine phosphatase activity
Source: RefSeq, a predicted model, not a curated record
ACAAAUUCCAGCUCAAGAUAAACCAAGAGCUGGGCUUUGACUCACAAGACAUCAAAUCAGUGGAUCCUCCACCAUUUGCUGACAUAGAAUUUGCGGAUGCUGACGACUGCGAUGAAGAAUCUCUCAGUCUUGGAAAUUCCGAAAUGAAUACAUCAAUUCCUAGUUAUGAUUUCCAACCAGAAUCAUUUGGAGUUCCAGCACCGAUGUGCUAAAAUUUCCCCGAAAUCCUCAUCUCCUCCUCCUUUAAUCCCUCCCUCAUCAAUAACCAGCCCAGGCACCACCACUAGCACAUCUGUCUGUGAUAUUUCUCCUGAAAAAGGAAUCUGUGUCUAUGACAGUCGUGAUAAUGGUGGUGCCGAAAACAGAAAGUUCAAAGAAGUCAUUCUAGAGAAAGAUCUUUCUGGUAGUAUUGGCAUAGAUCUCACCAAAAAGAGUAUGAAGGACAGUGUUGAUGCCGGAGAAAUCUUUGUGCAUUCCAUCCAGCCAAAAGGUCCUGCUGAUUGCGAUGGACUGUUGCAAUGUAAUGACCAAAUUCUUGCUGUUGAUGGAAUCCCUGUAAAAGGUCUUAGCUGUAAAGGUGUCCUUAAUAGGAUACGGCAAAAUGAACGGCCAACUGUGAAAUUGUUGCUGUUCCAGAGAUCUCAGACAUCUCCAGUAAAAGACCACACUUCUCCGACUUCAAGCGUCUCCGAUGUUAAAUUACCAGCAAGUUCUUCCUGUCUCAAACUUAGCAUAAAACCAUCUAGGGCUCUGUCGAGUAGCACCGAUGGUUUGGAUUCUACAAAACAUCUUAAACCCAAAUCUUCUGUGACUAAAUCUUACUUUGAUCGCUCUUACAUUCCGGAACAUCACGUCUCAACUCCCAACAUCUUUAAUUCCAUUUACCAAACUGAAGACGAGUCCAUCCUCCCUGAUACAAACCAUACUACUUCAGCAGAACUUACAGAUAAACCACAAGAGGAUUCUAAAGACAGGUUUUCAAACGGAAUAAAGCAGACCUUCUUUCCCACAAGACCUUCCCAAGUCCUUACAAAGAAAAUACCUUCAAUGAAAGAUGUUUAUUUGAAGAAAGUUGAAUCCUCAAGCAACACAGAAAUGCCGGCCUCGCUGGCAUCUCUGUUCAGCAGCCGUGACCAGCUGUUUGCUAAUUCAGGAACGACAGACUUGUCUGAAAGACAUUCUGAAAACUGGACUUUGUUGAGCAAAAACACUUGGAAUUUUAAGGAUCAAAGACCAAAUGAGAAAUUCUUUGAAUGUGUUUUAACCAAGAUCCAAGGCUCUUUUGGAUUAAACAUUAUUGGUGGAAUUGAUACAAAAACAGAUUUAGGUGGUGUUUAUGUGAAAUCAUUGCAACCAGGUGGAGCUGCUCAACAAAAUGGCACUAUCCAAAAAAAUGAUCGUAUUUUGUCUAUAAAUGAUGUCAGCUUACAAGACAAAUACCAUCAGCAGGCCGUGCGCAUUCUCCAUGAUGCAACUGAUAGAAGCAUCCUUGUUUUGGGUCGAGUCGUUGAAGAUGAUUCACAUGGAACCACUGCUAGUGAGACCCUGGAAAACAGUGUAGCACCUCUGCAAUUUGGUGAAAAUAUUCCACAACCUAAGGUUGACACUAAAUUGGACCCCAACAAAACAACGCCUCUUCCAAACCCCACCUCAACAACCCCCAUAUUGACUUCCCCCUCUCAAGCUACAACUAUGGCAAAGACAGCAGAAAAAUGUCAAGAGAAUUCAACUCAAGAGUUUAUUUCUAAGAAGGAAUCACCUGAAACCUUCUGUGAUUUACCGAAAACUUACGUUAGUGGAACAAAAGAGAACAAUGUAUUUCAAGAAUCCCCUUCAUUAAAGGAAGAAUGCAACUCUUCAGCAACUUGUGAAGAUCACAAGAAAUGUUGCCAAGAUAAAAAUAUCUAUUUUCCAGACAGAAAUAAUGGUGCAAUUAUAAAUAACACAGUGACUCCCAAGGGUUCUAGAAAGGACCCCACACUUUCUGAUAGAAUCAGCAAUGAACUCCUGAAGGUACCUGACAGUGUCACCGAUGAAAAACUAGGUUUCGAUGAGAAAAACACUUGCAAGGAUAAAUGUCCAAAAAAUGAAGAACAAUGCAAUAUUUUGGCUGCCAAUGGCUACCUACCAGACUCCCCAAAUGGAAGAAUUGAAGUCAAAAGCAACUUUCAUUCUACAUUAUCUGAAGAUUGUGGCCAAUUUUCCUUGAGUCAAGAAAAAAAAUCUGUGUGUAAGUCAAAACUACACAAAGCAACCUUGGUGAACGCUGACGUCAGUGAGAAUCUAUCGGAGAGUGUGUCGGAGACUAACUUGUCUGAGUCGAUGAACCAUAAAGUUGGUUUUACUUCAGAGGAAUCCCUUGAAGGAAACUCAGACACCACGACUGCUGGUGUCAGCAGUACGAGAAAAACCACAACAGAACAGCAAUGUUUGACACAAAUGUGUGAAAUGGCUGAGAAGAACCGAGUAUUCCAAGUGAGAUUAAAAAAGUCAGAAUCUGGCAAUUAUGGUUUCAGUCUGGUGCCAGCUUUCCACCACAAUAACUAUAGCAAACUUGUUAUUAAGGCAAUCUCAGAAAGUGGUGUAGCAGCACAAGAUGGAAAUCUUCGUGUUGGUGACUACCUUUUACAGGUCAAUGGUAGGUGUGUGAUAGGGUUCAGUGUCAAAAAGGUUGUCAGCCUUCUCAAGAAACAGUCAGCUGCUACACUCACCUUAACGGUGCAUAGAUUGAAGUGUAGUGAUGACUGUUGCUUCAAAGAGUUGGUAAAACCUGUGAAAAACACAUCUGUGGAAUCUUCUUCCAAUGUUGGUAACUGUUCUUCUGAUGAUAAAACAGAAGUUGUACAAGAAAAUCUAAACGUGAGUCGCAGACAACAGUGCCUGGGUUCAUUAAAGAAUGGAUGUCAAAUCAAUAAUCAGAAUAGCAUUAAAGACCAGUUGGAUAAACUGACGGAUGAUUUGAACUGGCUGUGGCAGAUACCACUGGUCAAAGUGGCCCAGAGAGUGGACAGUAAAGUGUUGUUGGAAACACAAAUUUAUUUGCUUGAAGCUUUGGAAAACAAUAAAUAUAAAAAUGAGUUCCAAUCCUUGAAACAAGUAAAACCUUCCAACAGUGCUUCCAAAGUUGCUCACUUAGAACAGAACCGAAGUAAAAAUCGAUUCCACAAUAUUGUACCAUAUGAUAAGUGCCGUGUAAUAUUGUCUGGUUCUUCCAAAUACAUCAAUGCCAGUCAUGUCGAUAUCGAUGUUUCUACCAGCCUACUGAAAUAUGUUGCUUGCCAAACGCCACUUCGUCAAACAGUUUCUGAUUUCUGGAGAAUGGUCUGGGAAAAGCAGGCUGGUAUGAUAAUAACCAUGAACCAUGAGGUUGAAUUUGAUGCUAAGAACGGGUUUCAAAAUUGGUUAGAUUCAGAGAAUAAAUCAUUUAAUAAGGCACAGUACCACAUCAAGAUCAUUGAGAAGUACAGUCACCCACACUUUGAUAUUCAAAAGUUGACCAUCUCAGACACAACUGGAACCACCAAAGACCAUCAAAUAAUUCAUUUGGUUUACAGAUGUUGGCCUUACAACAUUAAUCACCUGGAUAUCGAUUCAUUCCUGCAGUUUGUUCAAACUAUUCAGCAUUAUCGGCCUCUCAGCAGAUCCUUGCCUGAUGAACAACACUGCAGUAGUGACUUGGUGAUCGUCCACUGUAGCAGUGGCAGUUCUCUCUCAGCUCUCAUCAUUGCUGUUGAUGUGGCUGUCAUCCACAUCCAAAACAAUAUCAAGUUCAACCUAUUUGAUAUUGUAAGUGACCUGCGCCUCCAGAGACCACAGAUGAUUGAAACAGAGGAUCAGUAUCGUAUUUGCUACCAGGCAUCUCUCAGAGCUGUUCAAAAACUGUUUUGAUGUGGUACCAUUUCCAGGCGCUGGCCACGUAUAAAACUUCUCCCUCGCAGGUUAACCGGACCUGAUGUACUUUCUCAUACGGAGAAAUUCUUCUUUAGAAGUUAAGAAGACUUAAGAUAUUUCUUUAGUAUUGAGAAUCUCUCCCUUGCGGGUUUAAAUGAAACCUGAAGUAUUUACUAAGUACCAAUGUCUUUAGAGACAUUCUCACUCACAGGUUAACGAGACCUGGAGUGAUUCAUGUGUAGAGAGGAAGUCUUGUCUGAGUUCUCAAUCACUGAUAAACUCGUUAAGAAAGACUCUCCUUUCUCACAAUAAACCAGAUUCAUAUCUGGUAUGUAAAGAAAUUCCUACAGGUUAAGGUUUUCAAAAAUAUAUUUUAAGUUUAUUUUUUUUCUUAAUUUGACCAAAUCUCAUAUGAAAUAUUUACAAAUAUUGGUAUCAUUUAGAAAAAACAAAAAAACAAAAAAUAAAAUUCACAGUAGUUGACUUUUGUUACUUCAGAUUAAAGUUUAUAAGGUCUGAAAAUAUUUAUUUUUACCUUAGUCAACCUACAGACUUUAUACCAUAAAAUAUUAAACUGCGUAGUUUCUCAUAAUAGAUGUUACUCAACUUUAGUUAUUUUGAAAUAUAUCACAGUUUAGUGUGUUUACUGUUUGACAGUGUGGCACUAUAGCAUUCUCAGAACUGUCAAUUCUAGAUUUUGUUACCAAAAGCCAGAAGAAUCAUUCAUGGAACAACAAGUUGGAACACUAUUUGGCCAUGACAUGUUGGUUAGACAGUCCAGGGAAUGCAUUCUGUUGCAUGAAAUUUUUAUAUAUUUACACAUUUUCAAUAUUAUCCGUUCCUCAUGCCAGUCUUCACUUUCUGUUUGUAAGAGCACAAAUUAGUUUUCAAAUAUUAGAUUUUUCUAUCUUGAUAGGAGGAAACGAUUUGCACAAUUAUAUUUAGGUUUUUACCAGCAUUGAUGAUGGUUUUUGAUCCCCAUUCCUUAUUUCUUGUUAAAUUCGUUGUUGUAUAUUCUCAUGAAUAUUUCAAACCCCCUAAAUUAACAAAGUCCUCCAAUAUUUACCUAAAUACACCAAACAUUGCUUCCACUUUCGGUUAAAAAUUACAUUGAUGCUCAACGUUUCGGUUAAAGUUGGGAAAACGUUUAACCAACGCCCUUCUUUAGUCUCUGCAUUUUUUCCUGUUUGCUUCCUUCUUCAGGGAUAACUUUAUCACAUGAUUAAGAUACAGAUUUUUUUUUUUUUUUUAGGAACUAUUCAUUGGUUGUGACUUUUGUUACAAAUUGCAAAACCUAUUCAAAGGUUUCAUUAAUGUUACUAUGGAAACCGAAUGUUUGCCGCUAAUCAGCUUUCCUCAGAAAGCAAAAUUUACUGUUUUACAGAAUAAAAGCUCAGCUGUACUGAGUUUGGUUGUGAUGAAUACAAGGUUGUGCAGUUGAGACUUUGGAAACAGGAAAUUUCCAGUCUGUUAAGAUCUACCAUUUCAUCUGUUGGGAUUUAAUUCACAAAGGAGGGGUCGCAAAAAAGAUGAACCAACAGUUUUUCUGGGUUUUUAGUGCUACUAGAAAGGAAUUUUAAAAUUGUCCUAAAAUUGAUCAAAUCUGUUCUUGAAUAUAUUAGGGUCUCUUUAACUUUAUUUGGUAAUCGAUUCCAGUUUUUUUUUAUUGUGUGGUAAAUGUGUUAUUUGGUAGUCAGCAGCAUUCUGUUAUGUCUAAAGGAAUUAGUGUCUGAGAUUAUGGCAGAAACUGAGUCUCAACUAGUAUUCCUACAGUACUAUGGAAGUACAUGGAAGUACUAUUGUUUGAGACUGGGUCAAGGAAUGACACAGUUACAGAAAGAAGUAGAUUGAAGUAGAUUGGACAUGUCUACUUGGAAUAUUGUUUUACUUUGAACAUCAAACUGUUGUCAUGUGACUUACAACAUGGGGCAACAUUCCACAUGUUAUUCAUGCAUUGAAUGCAACAAGUCAAACAACUUGCAUUGAAUGAUUGACCAUGUGAUGAUGGUGUUAUCACUUUAUCCUUGUUCAGCUCUGGUGAUAACACUUCACAACACUUCCUGAUAUCUUUUCAAUGAUUAUCAAUUGUUAAGAUAUCAGGAAUAAUUUCAUAGGGAUUUCUAAAGAAUAACCAUUGCAAAAUCUCUUUGAACCAAAAGUUCAUAUAUCCAGACUAAAACCGCUGCCAUUUCAGUUGCUGUCUCACUUCCACAUCUCACCCACUUUAAAGUUACAACAACUUUAAAAUUGGUUGGAUUUUUUCCCUUCCUUACACUGAGUUCUUUGUAAUUUUUGCCCUGGUUUUGUAGGUUUGUCUGUUAUCUUUUCCAUCAGAAAGAUGCUCCAUCCCAGACCUCUCUAAUUCCAGUGUCUUUUGUGUGUCAUGGCACAUCACAGCUAAUUGUAACUUGGAUUGUGUUUAAAAUAAUUUGGCAAAAACUAUUGGAGUAAAACAAACAAAACAAGUAAAACCAAAAGCUCCCAGCUUAUCUUGAAAACUAAUUGUUAUUUGUUUAACAAUUCUUCCCUAAAAUUCUGGUAAAAACUUAUAAAAGUGCAAUUUGUUUCCUUCCAUAAUAAUAGUGUGCAUAUUAACAGAACACGUGUGGCAGUAAUUAAUACCAUGAUGUGUUCUAUGAGGUCAUCUUUGGACUUUGUAACACAUCUGUUGCCAACAGGAGGGCAGACGGUUGAACAAUUGGGCAACUCUGCUUAUCUCUGAAGACUGGAAUGGUAAAUGCUAACCAGUUGCAGUCAUAGAGGAAUGAGACUGUUUCCAUUUCUAAACUGUUAUAUUUCUUAAUAUUGUAGUUGGUUGUAGAGGGUGGCCAUGUAGAAAUAACCAGAGGAGUAAAUUUAACUGCAAAUCUGGUGUGUACAUAGAAAUAUUUCUACUUUCCACCGAUGUUGGUUCCCAAUAUAUUCCAGGAACAAUGAGAAAUAUCUAUAAUUUGUAAAAAUAAUUUAGUGGAAGACACAAUUUAUGCAGUUCUACAUUGAUGUUAUAAACCCGUUUGUUCACAUGUUAAAAAAGGUCAAAACUUUCU